UGUAAACCACUCUUCGUUAAGUACACAAGCUAUGACGUCAAUGAAAGCUGAAGACAUCGCGAUGCGUUUGUGGAAGUUAAAAAAAGAAAGAGAAGAAGAAGACACGAAAUCAAGGAGAAAGCAGAGCGACUUGUCAAGUACUGGCUCAGAUAUGGAUGAUUUCGAGGUAUUAUCUUACGAGGAGAAUGGAGAUGAUAUUGAAGAGGAAGAAGAAGAGGACAAAAAGUUGGAUUCGAAUAAAGAUGUUGUAAUGACGGAAACAAAACCGACACAAUCGUACAUCGCGCUUAUCGCAACAGCGAUUUUAAAAUCGUCUGAGAAAAGACUAGUGCUGUCAGAUAUUUACAAGUACAUUAUGGACAAAUAUCCGUUUUUUCAAAGUCAAGAUAAAAGUUGGAGAAACAGCAUCCGACAUAAUUUAUCAUUAAACGAAUGUUUCAUAAAAGUUGGAAGAAGCGAGCAAGGGAAGGGACACUACUGGGCGAUACACCCGGCAAAUUACGACGACUUUUCACAGGGUGAUUUUCGACGCCGUCGAGCAAGAAGGCGAGUGCGACGGAGCUUUUUCGAUUGCCUUCCUUACGGUUCGUACUCAAUGCGACAACAGCCGAUUUCCCGGCAGUUAUAUUACCCCGAUCAUUACACGAUGGUUCCUUACGAAAAUCAACGGCAACAUUAUUACAAACGGUUUAUGCCUGCAGAAUUCCGACCGAGAAUUACCGAAAUAGCCGCGAAAAAGUUCGAACGAAUACCCGAGUUAACAAAAUUCAACGAAAAGCCGUUCUAUUCCGUCACGUCGGCUCUGCGUCCAAACGAGAAUCAAAACAAAGGUAAAAAAUCAACUUUAUUCACAAUCGAUAACAUUCUCAAUAACAACAAACAAGACGAAAGUCGUAAUGAAAAAGUGGAUAAACUUUCAAGUCCAGCUUUUGCAUGUAAUUGCCACUCUUGCGGCGUGAGAGACUCGAGAAUGUUCCCGACGUAUCACGGCGCGUGGUCAAAAUACACGUCGUCGGGAUUUUCACGUCAGUUUAUAUGUUGACGGUGAAAUAAACGUUUCGACAAAACAGAAAGAUAGGACUUAAUAUUUUACUAACACCAACAAUUUCUUGUUCAACAGAUUGUAAAUGUUUUUAUUAAUAUAUAAUAUAAAUAUAUAUAUAUAAUAGAUAUGAUAAAUACUUGUAUAUAACCGGGAUAAUUUAUGAAAACUUAU
Hydractinia symbiolongicarpus is the source of this 1216-nucleotide messenger RNA. Its product is annotated as forkhead box protein fkh-2-like. Lineage: Eukaryota; Metazoa; Cnidaria; Hydrozoa; Anthoathecata; Hydractiniidae. Gene Ontology annotation, biological process: anatomical structure morphogenesis; cell differentiation; regulation of transcription by RNA polymerase II. Gene Ontology annotation, molecular function: DNA-binding transcription factor activity, RNA polymerase II-specific; RNA polymerase II cis-regulatory region sequence-specific DNA binding. Bases 32 to 1042 code for a protein of 336 amino acids. The transcript has a single exon. The record is from RefSeq and is a predicted model, not a curated record.